CUCACUAUGAACUAGCUGCUUGGCGCCGCGGCGGCCGUUCUGCGAGAGCUGGCAAGGAUGAAAGCGGGCGUCACCCACUGCCGAUGUUCCCGGUGUUUUCCGGUCCCUUCCAAGAGAAGGCUGAAGAAGGCCCCGGUCCUCACCCUGCUCUCCCUUCCAGAAGAUAUUCUCUUCCAUGUUCUCAAAGGUCUUCCUAUAGAAGACAUCCUUUCCCUCCGAGCUGUGCAUUCUCAUCUUAAGUAUCUUAUAGAUAAUCACACCUGCAUUUGGGCCUGUGCAAGCUUUCAAGAAGAAUGGCCUUCUCCCAGAAACUUGAAAAUCUUUGAAAGGGCUGCAGAAAAGGGUAACUUUGAAGCUGCUGUGAAACUUGGAAUAGCCUACCUCUACAAUGAAGGCCCAUCGGUUUCCGAUGAGGGCCGUGCAGAAGUGAAUGGGCUCAAGGCGUCCCACUUUUUCAGCCUGGCCGAGGGCUUGAAUGUCUCCGCAGUGCCUUUUGUCUGGCUGUUCAUACGUCCCCCCUGGUCUUUGGGUGGAAGCUGUUGCAAAGCUGUGGUCUACGAGAGCCUCCGAAGAGAGAGUCCAGCGACAAGUAAGGCGCUUUCUUCUACCCGAGGAUCGAUUCUAUACUGUUUGGCCAAAGUUUUGAGUCUCUUUGAGGAUGAAGGGAAGAGGAAAGAAGCGCAGAUGUUUGAGGACUCCUCAAAGCAAGGGUGUUUGCACAGCUCUUACCUCCUGUGGAAAAUAUCAAAGGCUGCUAUGUCAGAUCCUGGACGAUACCUCCAGAGCCUCAGACAGCUUAAGGACUAUGCAGCCAAAGGUUCUUGGGAAGCCCAGAUCACCCUUGCCAAAGCUUGUGAACGGAACCAACUGGGACCGGAAAGCAAGACUUCUGUCGAGACGAUCUCCCAGUUUUUCCAGGCCUCGGUUCCUCUGAGCAAGCAAAGCAUUUUCACUGUCCAGAAGGGCAUGAAUGAGACAAUGAGGUACAUUUUGGUUGAUUGGCUGGUAGAAGUGGCCACCAUGAAAGAUUUCUCCAGCCUCUGCCUUCACAUGACCAUUGGCUGUGUGGAUCGGUACUUAAAAUUAAGAUCUGUGCCCCGGGCUCGGCUGCAGCUUUUAGGAAUUGCAUGCAUGGUUAUUUGUACCCGCUUCGUGAGCAAAGAGAUUCUGACGAUUCGCGAGGCGGUUUGGUUAACGGACAACACGUACAAGUACGAAGACCUCGUGAGGAUGAUGGGGGAGAUCAUCUCUGCCCUGGAAGGCAGGAUAAAGAUUCCUACUAUUGUGGACUAUAAGGAAGUGCUACUGAACGUCACCUCGCUGGAAGAAGGCUUGCAUCCCUGUCAGCUUAUCUGUGAACUUUCCCUCCUCAACACGGGCCUUUGCGGCUAUUCCCCGGCCCGUUUGUCUGCAGCGGCUUUGCUGUUAGCAAAAGUGUUGCACAGGCAAGCUCGUCCUUGGACUAGCCAGUUAACAGAAUAUACAGGAUUUUCCCUUGAAGAGCUGAUUCCCUGUGUGCUGAGCCUCCACAAGAAAUGCUUCCAUGAAGAUGCUCCCAAAGAUUAUAGGCAGGUAUCCCUGACUGCUGUGAAGCAACGGUUUGAGGAUAAGCGCUAUGAAGAAUUGGAAAAGAGAGGUGAUGACCUACAGCCAGCUCUGCUCCCUGCUGGGAGUGAAACAAGAAGACCCCGAGCCUGGAUCUUCGAGGAGGGAGAAGACAGCAUCCAGGAGGACCGGGGUAGCUUUGUCACCACCCCCACGGCUGAAUUGUCCACUCAGGAAGAAAGUCUUCUGGAUAUUUUCUGGAUUGGAGCUUGGACGCUUGUUCGGGGGUAUGAAGGAGAUCAAGAAAGCGAAGGCGAGAGGAGGGGGAAGUUACAGCUCCUACUGGAAUUCUGGAAGGAACUCUACCGCCUCAGGCCCUCGGGAAGCCUUGCUGUUGCCAAGAACUCCAGCGAUGACGAGAGCCUCCCCCAGGAAGGAUGCGAGCAACUUCUCCAUAAAAGACCAGAUUAG
Molecule: messenger RNA, 2016 nt
Organism: Thamnophis elegans (Western terrestrial garter snake)
Lineage: Eukaryota; Metazoa; Chordata; Lepidosauria; Squamata; Natricidae
Gene: CCNF
Product: cyclin F
Biological process (GO): regulation of cyclin-dependent protein serine/threonine kinase activity; mitotic cell cycle phase transition
Cellular component (GO): cyclin-dependent protein kinase holoenzyme complex; nucleus; centrosome
Molecular function (GO): cyclin-dependent protein serine/threonine kinase regulator activity; protein binding
Source: RefSeq, a predicted model, not a curated record